AUGGAGCCCGGGAAGACCGACCGUUUGAGGGUAGACGAGGCAGUGAGGCGGGGGAUGGUGGGCCCUGAGUUACACGAUGCCCUCCUCUCCGCUGAGCGGGCGGUGACCGGCUACAAGGACCCUUACACCGGCCGCCUCGUGCCCUUGUUCCAGGCCAUGAAAAAACAGUUGAUUGUGGCUGACUACGCCACCCGUCUCCUGGAGGCUCAGCUCUCCACCGGGGGCAUAGUGGACCCCGAGCACCGACACCGCCUGCCCCUGGAGGUGGCCUAUCAGCGUGGCUGCCUGGACAAGGAGACACAGCGGCUGCUGACAGACCCCAUCGCGGGGGUGAAGGGCUUCUCCGACCCCAACACUGAGGAGCGGCUGAGCUACAGGCAGCUGCUGGGCCAGUGUAGGCCGGGGCCUGGCCCUGGGCUGCUCCUCCUGCCCCUCAGUCAAGACAGGCCCUCGUUCCGUGGCCUGAGACGAAGGGUGACGGUGGAAGAGCUACUGGAGGCCCAGGUGAUCGGGGCAGACACGGCCGAGGAGCUAGAGAGUGGCCACACCACCCCCCAGGAGGUAAGCGGCAUCAAGGCCUACCUGCGAGGUUCAGGCUGCGUGGCUGGCCUGUACCUGGAGGCCAAGCGCAGGCCUCUGUCCAUCUACCAGGCCAUGAAUGAGGGCCUGGUGCUGCCUGGCACAGGCCUGCUCCUACUCGAGGCCCAAGCUGCUACGGGCUUCAUUGUGGAGCCACGACAGGGCCUGGAGCUGACGGUGGAGGCCGCUGUGCAGCUCAGCGUCGUGGGGCCCGAGCUCCAGGCCAAGCUGUUGGCAGCCGAAAGGGCGGUAACUGGCUACAAGGACCCCUACACUGGUCGCCUUUUCUCCCUCUUCCAGGCCCUGAGUUACGGCCUGAUAAUGCGUUCGCACGCUGUCCGCCUGCUCCAGGCCCAGCUGGCCACCGGAGGCAUCAUCGACCCCGAGCACAGUCACCGGCUGCCACUGGCGGUGGCCUUCAGCCGGGGUCUGCUGGACGAGGACAUGCACCAGAGCCUGACCCAGCCCGGCAGCCAGGCCCGAGGCUUCUUCCAUCCCGGCACCGGCGACAACCUCACCUACCAGCAACUGCUGCAGAGCUGUGUGUCCGACCCUAACACCGGGUUCCUGCUCCUGCCACUGGGUACUGGCCAGGCCGAAGCCUCUCCUCGUAUAGCCAGGCCAAGGCCUCCCACCCCCUCAUAGGAACAC
Molecule: messenger RNA, 1230 nt
Organism: Callorhinchus milii (elephant shark)
Lineage: Eukaryota; Metazoa; Chordata; Chondrichthyes; Chimaeriformes; Callorhinchidae
Product: plectin-like
Biological process (GO): hemidesmosome assembly; intermediate filament cytoskeleton organization; wound healing
Cellular component (GO): sarcolemma; perinuclear region of cytoplasm; cytoskeleton
Molecular function (GO): ankyrin binding; cadherin binding; structural constituent of muscle
Source: RefSeq, a predicted model, not a curated record